AUGUCUCUUACGACUUGCUGCUUUUGGUGCCAGGCAGUUCGGCCAAGUGCUGUAAGGGACGGCAGUUCCCCGAACUCGACUCAUGGCCGCUCUGAGUCCGACGGGCAGGCAGUCCCCCCGAGUUCCCAUGAAAUGGCACCAAUCAGAGCCCACGAUGGGUUUGCGCAAGGUGUACGGAGUAACAUCAUGCAAGUUCUCAAAGAGGACAAGAUGAGGGAGGACUAUCCCACUGAACCUGCACCGACAAGUUUUGAAGUCGUGCAACCAGCCAUUCGAGUCUAUGCAUAG
Molecule: messenger RNA, 288 nt
Organism: Fusarium venenatum
Lineage: Eukaryota; Fungi; Ascomycota; Sordariomycetes; Hypocreales; Nectriaceae
Source: RefSeq, a predicted model, not a curated record